AUUCGGGUUUUAGUAAGAUUUACUUUAUUUCUGAUCUGAAAGUUAAUCGCUAAAUCAGACUAAGAUUUGGAGCCAUAUAAUACUAGACUAGUCUGCCAGCUGCAAUAUAAAUAAGAAAGAAACAUUAGGCUUCAGAGGAACUAUUACGAAGCUUUCUAGAACUGCUGUUUUAAUAAGGUACUCGUAAACUGUAAUGAACUGACAUGCCUAAAAUGUUAUAAAAAAAAUGUCGGUAUCAGAGUGGCGUAUUGCAUUGAAGCUGGCAGACAAGCCCUCCGCAGCAAAGUCGUUGCUGCACCUUCCUGAAACGGACCCAGGAGAGAUGUCUCCUGGGGGUUACCAGAUCUCCACACUAAAGCAGCUCAUUGCAGCCCAGCUUCCUGACACUGUGCCUGACCCAGAGCUCAUUGAGCUGGUGUAUUGUGGAAGGAGGCUGAAGGAUGAACAGAGCUUAGAUUUUUAUGGGAUUCAGCCGGGAUCAACGGUCCACAUCCUAAAGAAAUCCUGGCCAGAGCCAGAGGUUAAACCAGAGUGCGUGGACAAGGCUGCAGCUGCAAGGGAGUUCCGGGUGCUUCAGGCAGCUCUGCACAGCAGCCCUUCUUACAGAGACUCGGUGUUUAAGAUGUUGAAUAAUAAGGAAUCUUUGGAUCAGAUCAUCGUGGCCACUCCAGGCCUUAGCAGUGACCCAGUGGCUUUAGGGGUGCUGCAAGACAAAGAUCUGUUUGUCUUGUUUACUGAUCCCAAUAUGCUGGAUACGCUGACUGUGUCUCACCCAGCCCUGGUCAACGCCAUCAUCCUGGUCCUGCACUCAGUGGCCAGCAGUGCCCCUGCUACACAGAGCGCCAGCACCUCCCGCAAUGUCUCUGCCAGCUCUUACAGCGACAUGCCAGGAGGCUUUCUAUUUGAGGGACUUUCAGACGAUGAAGAAGAUUUUCAGCAGGGUAGCCGUACCACCCCGUCUACCAGCGGAGGAGCCAACGGCUCGCGCCCAGCUACUCUGGGCUACAACGGUGCUGCCGGCCCUCGACCAAUCACACAGAGUGAGCUGGCAACUGCUCUCGCCCUGGCCAGCACACCAGAGAGCAGUGCAGUCACUCCGACCACAGGGAACCAGGGCACCUCAUCCGGAGCAUCCCCAGUAAUGGGAUCCUCAGGAAUACCAGCUGGAACCCCCAUCACCAAUGAUCUCUUCACACAGGCACUACAGCAGGCAAUACAGGUGUCAAGCCUUUCAUCUCUGCAGAGCCAGUGGCAGUCACAGCUGCAGCAGCUACGGGCCAUGGGGAUCCAGGAUGAGGAACUCAUCCUGAGGGCCUUGCAAGCGACUGGAGGAGACAUCCAAGCAGCACUGGAGCUGAUCUUCGCUCGGGGAGCACCCUGAGAUGAGGGAGAGGGGACCUGAUACUGACCAGACAGCUCCACUGUAUUUGGACAGAAAUACAUUUGGAACAAGCUGUGGUACUGGAUUAUUUAAGAGGUUGUGUUGAUCAGGGUUCUGUUGAGAUACAGCAGUGAGGGUGUAGUUGAGACUGUUGCUGCCUGAGAUAAGGUUGAAAAUGGUUGGAUGUAACUUUACGGAAAUUCUUUUUUCUCUUAUGUUUCAGGCUUUUUGUUGACUGAAUUGUGUUUUUGACAACAGAUGGGUGACCUUUUAAUCAUCAAAACAAACAGCUUUAGGUAUUACAACCUUUUGGUUCUCAGUUAUGCUUGUAAGAACUGAAGAGGUUUCAAAAUAUUUAAAGGGUAUUUAAACAUUGCUUUUUGAACUGUAAGAUGCUAAUAAAGUUUCAGAAAAAGACCCAA
Messenger RNA from Polyodon spathula (Mississippi paddlefish), 1803 nucleotides. Its product is annotated as ubiquitin-like protein 7. Gene Ontology annotation, molecular function: polyubiquitin modification-dependent protein binding. Gene Ontology annotation, cellular component: cytosol. The record is from RefSeq and is a predicted model, not a curated record. The transcript is spliced from 11 exons. Gene Ontology annotation, biological process: ubiquitin-dependent protein catabolic process. Lineage: Eukaryota; Metazoa; Chordata; Actinopteri; Acipenseriformes; Polyodontidae. Bases 227 to 1381 code for a protein of 384 amino acids.